UGCAUGAAUAAUGUUUAAAAUAAGAUUCUUUCCUGUAACUCGAAAUCGUGAACAGAGUUUUAGUGAUGCUUGUGCCUUCUUUCUCCCUAAAGCUCUUCCUCCAUCACUAUCCUCAAUUUCGAAUUUUUAGGGUUUUAUCUUGAAUCUCUCUUCCUAAAUUACUUAUCGAAUUUCUCGGAUUGUGGUGAAAUUAAGGUUUCGAUUGAUUCAAACUUCACAGGUUUAGCCAGAAAGUAUCAAUUUUAAGGGCUUUUGUUGGGUCUCUAUUCUCAAUUACACAACGUAUUACUCGAAUUAUUGUGAAAUUAGGGUUUUAAUUGAUUCUGGACCUAGAGACUUCACGGUUUUAGCUAGAAAGUUACGAUUUUUAGGCUUUUUCGUGGAUCUCUGUUCCCAAUUACAUAUCGAAGUGUUGUGAAAUUAGAGUUUUGAUUGAUUCUAGAGCUCGAGAUUUCACGGGUUUUGCUCAAAGUAUCGAUUUUUAGGGGUUUUCUUGGUUCUCUCUUCUCAAUUACGGAUCGAAUUGUUGUUAAAUCAGAGUUUUGAUUGAUUCGGGAGCUCAAAAGUAUCGAUCUUGCUUCUUGGGCGUGAUCAUUUUACUCCAUUAAUGGAAGACGGCGAGCUCGAGUUCUCUAACCAUGAAGUGUUUUCAACUUCCGACAUGAAUAUGAAUGUUUUACCACCUACCUCCUGUUCCAUGGACACUUUCUUCGACGGGCUUCUCAUGGAUACCAACGCUGCUUGCACCCACACACACACUUGCAACCCCACGGGACCAGAGAACACCCACACUCACACCUGCCUCCACGUCCACACCAAGAUCCUCCCCGAGGACAGCGACGAAACAGCCGAGUCACGCGGUAAGAGGCCCUUAGGGAACAGAGAAGCCGUUAGGAAGUAUAGAGAGAAGAAGAAGGCUAAAGCCGCUUCCUUGGAGGACGAAGUUGCGAGGCUGACGGCUGUGAAUCACCAGCUUGUGAAGAGGUUGCAGAGUCAGGCGGCAUUGGAAGCUGAGGUCUCGAGGCUUAAGUGUUUGCUUGUGGAUUUGAGAGGGAGGAUUGAUGGGGAGAUUGGGUCUUUUCCUUACCAGAAACCUUCUUUCUCGAAUAUGAUGAUGAAUCCUUGUAAUGUUCAGUGUGGUGAUGGGGUUUAUUGUCUUCAGGAAGGUGUGUCGGUCAGUGAGCAAGGUUUGAGUGGUUGUGGUUUUGAUCAGUUGCAGUGUGCGGCUGAUCAGAACCUGGUUGGUAAUGAAAACGGGUCGUUUAACAGUGCUGCUAAUGUAUCUGCUGCCUCCAGUAAGAGAAAAGGUGGGCAUCGUGCACCGAAGGCAGCUUGAAGCACCAUCAAGCUUGUACCAUCUAUUUACACGAGGAUAGAUAUUUGUAUUCCAAAUAAGUUGUAGAGUUCGGCUGUAUCAUCAGCUUCACUCAGGUUCCUUUUGCUUUUUGUUUCUUUUUCUUUUUUAAUUUCUUUUGUAUUUCCUUGUUGAGUUUUGCGGUGCUAGAAAGAUGAUUUGUUAAUACAAACUGUGUUCCUGCCAUUUGUUUCUAAGUUGAUUGAUAUUAUGUCUUUGUAUGACGAGUAGCAAUUGGUUCUUAUUGCUG
This is a messenger RNA of Eruca vesicaria subsp. sativa (arugula), 1604 nucleotides long. NCBI's taxonomy places the organism in Eukaryota, Viridiplantae, Streptophyta, Magnoliopsida, Brassicales, Brassicaceae. The record is from the annotation of a GenBank genome assembly.